Messenger RNA from Arachis ipaensis, 1384 nucleotides. Lineage: Eukaryota; Viridiplantae; Streptophyta; Magnoliopsida; Fabales; Fabaceae. The record is from RefSeq and is a predicted model, not a curated record.
UUGCUUUCAAUUUAAUUUUCCGCUUCCUGCAUACAGCAUACUCACUUGCCAUUUCUCCAUACAAUUAAUACUUUUCUUGCUCACAAUUUACACUCUUCUUCUACCCCCCCUAUACAACAUCACUUCAAUGAAAUUCAAUUCAAUUCAAUUCAAUUUCAUCACACAACAUACACUCUCUCUCUCUCUCUCUCUUUCUUUCUCUCUCACAAUUAAAUUAAGCUUUAUUAAAUCACCCCCCCUCUCUUCAUUAUAUAAACAUGGCCUUCCUUCAAGGUCCAAACCCUCCAAUACAAACAUAAAACAUCACUUUCUUUCUUAUAUCUUCCACUUCUCCCUCAAAUUCUUAAGGUACAUACACAUACACAUACAGAUAUUUUAUUUCCCUUUUCAAUUUUCACUUUUUUGUUUCAUGUAUUUCUUUUGUCACAUAAUUUGAUUUGAAGUAUAUGAAUUUACACUUAAGUCCUUUGCUCUCUUGUUAAAAACAGGUGAAAGAGGAAAAGCAAUAAGUAACAAAACCAUGAGUCAGAGGAAUGGAAGGUUUCCAAAGCUUGACUUGAAGCUGAACCUAUCACCACCAAGGGUUGACCGGAGGAGGGUGGUGGAGGAGGAGGAGGAGUUAUCGCCGGCUCGAUCGGCAACGGUGUCGCCGCCGAGCUCGUGCGUGUCAACUGAGCUGAAUAACCAAGAUGACAACGACAGUGUGAAGUGGUCGGACAGCCCUGAAGCUACGUUCAUGGUGGUUGUUGGUUGCCAACGUUGUCUCAUGUAUGUGAUGCUCUCUGUUGAUGAUCCUAAGUGUCCCAAAUGCAAGAGCACCGUUUUGCUUGAUGUUCUUCAAGACAACAACAUUGACAACAACAACACAAGGAGGAACAAGAACUAGACUAGUAUUUUAUUUUUCUACCUUCUUUUGAGUACUUCUUUUGCGGCAGAAAAAUCUUUCUGUGACUCUUUUAUUUUCCUUUUACUUGUUACCUUUCACUCUGUCACUAUUUCUAGUGACAGAGUGAUAAGUACUCAAAAUAUAACAAGUCUAAGAAAGAUGAAUCGUCUUAUUACUUAUUUUUUCUGCUGCUAGAAAUACUUGUUAUUAGGAUUUUAGUUCUAGUAACCUCUCCUUUACAACUCUAUCAUCUUUUUUUUUAAACCUAUCUUCUUAUGUUAUUGCUCUUUUCUCUUGUAGGAUGAGUAUAGUGCUACUUGCGCUCCAUUUUCUUUUAACGGUUUUUCCCUCUUCUUAGAAGUGAGGGCAUCACAAUUCUUUUUUUUUUCCCCUAAGAGUGGAGCGUAAAUAGCACUAUUCUAGUUAUAUAAUUAAUAUGUAAUAUUGGAAGAAAAAAAAAUUGAGUAUCUUUCUGAGACUGGAUUCAGAAUUUCUGCA